AUGAGCAUUUCUGCGGAAGAAUUAACUGUUUUUCCAAGAGAUUUAUUUCAUGGCAUUGAAGAUCUUCACCUUAAGCUAUUGAAUAUCGAAUGUGACAAUCUGACUACACUGCCGAAAGAUAUCUUCAAUUCUCUUGAUGAUCUUCGUACGUUACGAAUGAAUUGCAGCGAACUAAAAUAUCUGAAGUCAAGUAUUUUCUAUGAGUUAUUAAAACUAAAGGAACUUGAUCUCAGCUGCAACAAACUAAUAACUUUAUCAAAAGAUAUAUUCAAUGGUCUACAAGAUCUAUGUACGCUACGUUUAAGUUCAAACCAACUGAGUUACCUUGAGCCAGGUAUUUUCGAUGAUUUAUUGAGCUUAGAUGAUCUUGAUAUCAGUUAUAACAAUCUCAAAACUUUACCAAAAGAUAUAUUUCGUAAUUUAAAAAAGCUUCGUUAUCUAAAUUUAGGUUCAAACAAACUGAACAAUCUUGAGUCAGGUUGUUUCAAUGGCCUUGAAAAUUUGUUGACGCUAUAUUUGGAUGCAAACAAAGUCACAUUUUUAUCAAAAAAUAUAUUUAGUAGUUUAAAAGAGCUUCGAAGUCUUGAUUUAGGCUCUAACAAACUACAAAAUCUUGAGUUAGGUUAUUUUAAUGGUUUUUCACGACUUGAGAAGCUUGAUCUGGGCCAUAAUAGUCUUACAACAUUGUCCAAAGAUGUUUUCAAUGGUCUUGAAAGUCUUCAGAGACUAUAUUUAAAUUCGAACAAACUACAAAAUCUUGAGUUGGGUUGUUUCAAUAGUUUAUCACGACUUGAAGAGCUUAAUAUGAUCUGCAACGGUCUUACAAAAUUAUCCGAAGUUAUGGAUACAAAUAUUUCAACGCCAACUAUUAAAAGCCAUAAUAAAUACUUUUGUAACCGAGAGUCACCUUAUUAUAAUCAAGAAAUUUGUGAGUUGCUGAGUAAUAAUGCUGAAAAACAUGAGAUGAACAUUUCUCAGAGAAACUUAACUGUUUUUCCAACAGAUUUAUUUCAUGGCCUUGAAGAUCUUCAACUUGAGGAAUUAGAAAUCAGCUGUAGGAAUCUGACAACACUGCCAAAAGAUAUCUUUAAUCCUCUUGAUGAUCUUCGUUGGUUACGAAUAAAUUCAAACGAACUAAAAUAUCUCGAGUCGAGUAUUUUCUAUGAGUUAUUACAACUUAUAAAUCUUGAUCUCAGUUUCAACAAACUAAUAACUUUAUCAAAAGAUAUAUUUAAUGGCCUACAAGAUCUGUGUAUCCUGAAUUUAAAUUGUAACCAAUUGAGUUACCUUGAGCCAGGUAUUUUCGAUGAUUUAUUGAGCCUAGAGAGUCUUGAUAUCUGCUAUAACAAUCUCAAAACUUUACCAAAAGAUAUAUUUCGUAAUUUAAAAAAGCUUCGUUGUCUAAAUUUACGUUCAAACAAUCUGAACAAUCUUGAGUCAGGUUGUUUCAAUGGUCUUGAAAAUUUGUCGUCACUAAAUUUGGAUUCAAACAAACUACAAAAUCUUGAGUCAGGUUGUUUCAAUGGUCUUGAAAAUUUGUCGUCACUAAAUUUGGAUUCAAACAAACUACAAAAUCUUGAACCAGGUUGUUUCAAUGGUCUUGAAAAUUUGUCGUCACUAAAUUUGGAUUCAAACAAACUACAAAAUCUUGAACCAGGUUGUUUCAAUGGUUUAUCACAACUUUAUGAGCUUCAUAUAAGCGAAAACAGUUUAGCAACAUUAUCCGAAGGUCUUUUUAAUGGUCUUGAAAGUCUUCAGAGACUGUAUUUGUCUUCAAUCGAACUACAAAAUCUUGAGUCAGGUUAUUUCAAUGAUUUAUCACGACUUGAGAAACUUGAUCUGAGUCACAACAGUCUUACAACAUUGUCCAAAGAUGUUUUCAAUGGUCUUGGAAGUCUUAAGGUACUGGAAUUAAACUCAAACAAACUACAAAAUCUUGAGUUGGGUUGUUUCAAUGGUUUAUCACAACUUGAGGAGCUUAGUAUGGUCCACAACAAUCUAACAACAUUAUCCGAAGGUAUUUUCAAUGGUCUUGAAAGUCUUGAGACACUGUAUUAG
Aphidius gifuensis is the source of this 2058-nucleotide messenger RNA. RefSeq names its product insulin-like growth factor-binding protein complex acid labile subunit. The coding region runs from base 1 to 2058 and encodes 685 amino acids. Gene Ontology annotation, molecular function: protein binding. The record is from RefSeq and is a predicted model, not a curated record. Lineage: Eukaryota; Metazoa; Arthropoda; Insecta; Hymenoptera; Braconidae. The transcript has 2 exons. Gene Ontology annotation, cellular component: extracellular matrix.